CACAUUAUUAUCAGCUAGCUGUAGCACUUCAAUAUCUGGCAUAUCAAAGGUUCACUUCUUCUGCUCAAAAAUAGACAUGGAAUCUGAGAGGCCUAACACUACUAUUGAGACCUACGAACACCAACACCAACUACAACAGCAAGAUGAUGACGAGGAAGAAGAAGAAGAAGAAAAGAACAAUGAGAUCCUCAAGAGAAGAAUCUCCAGCCACCCUCUCUAUGGACUGCUGGUUGAAGCUCACCUCGACUGUUUGAAGGUCGGUGACAUUUCCAACCUGGAGAGAGAGCUGAAGAUAGAUCAGAUGCAAGCAACAGAGAAGAAAAACUUGGGCAUGUUCAGCCAAUCUGAGCUCGAUCUCUUCAUGGAAGCAUAUUGCUUGGCACUUGGGAAGCUUAAAGAAGCAAUGGUGGAACCACAACAGAAGUCCAUGGCUUUCAUAAACAACAUGCAUUCUCAACUUAGAGAGAUCACUAACCCAACUUUGCCUGCACCUUCUUCUGAACCUUCACCACCUUCUGCUUCUUCUAGUCACUCCAAAUUCUCAAUAAAUUAGCAACAAUUUACUUUUUCAUGCAUGCAUCAUACUUUAAAAUUAUUAUAUAUUAUAACUAGGUUAUUAAGUAAGCCUUUCAAUUAUCAUCAUAUCCCUGAUUAAUUAAACUCUACCUCAUAUAAAUAUAUAAACUAACUGUCAUUA
Vigna radiata var. radiata (mung bean) is the source of this 697-nucleotide messenger RNA. Its product is annotated as homeobox protein knotted-1-like 1. Bases 77 to 553 code for a protein of 158 amino acids. The record is from RefSeq and is a predicted model, not a curated record. Gene Ontology annotation, cellular component: nucleus. NCBI's taxonomy places the organism in Eukaryota, Viridiplantae, Streptophyta, Magnoliopsida, Fabales, Fabaceae. The transcript is spliced from 3 exons. Gene Ontology annotation, molecular function: DNA binding.